Messenger RNA from Condylostylus longicornis, 1095 nucleotides. RefSeq names its product craniofacial development protein 2-like. NCBI's taxonomy places the organism in Eukaryota, Metazoa, Arthropoda, Insecta, Diptera, Dolichopodidae. Bases 1 to 1095 code for a protein of 364 amino acids. Gene Ontology annotation, molecular function: catalytic activity. The transcript has 4 exons. The record is from RefSeq and is a predicted model, not a curated record.
AUGGAUGCAAAGUUACUGCCUAUGCGGAUGAUGUGGCAAUCCUGGUCUCAGGAUCCAUCCCAUCCAGCGCCAUCGAAAAUUAUUUCUUUUGCUGAGCCAGAUAAAAACCUCUUUCCACAACCCCUGGUUAUAUCACAACCAUCCUCCGUUCCAGCGCUGAAGCAACGGGAAACCACUGAAGUAACUUCCCUAGAAAAAUCAUAUGACAAGUACAAAAGAAACACGGCCCUCAGUCUCCGGCAAAAAGAGGGUGCUAAGAAUCCCGGAGGUAAAACAAAAACAACACUCAAAAUAGGUACUUGGAAUGUCAACAGCUUAUUUGAAUCAGGUAAAUUAGCAAAUACGGUACAAGAAAUGCAACGCUUAAAAAUAGAUAUCUUGGGCAUUAGUGAAACAUGGUGGCCAGAUAAGGGUGAAUGCCGAGUAGAAGGAGCAAAAUUUUAUUACUCAGGAAACAAUACCUCAACUCAUCGUAAUGGCGUUGGCAUUAUAGUUACGGAUAAAAUUAUAGAUUAUGUAACAGAAUGUGUAUCGUAUUCAGACAGAAUCAUGCUAAUGAAAAUAAAUGCUAAACCAGUAAAACUCAACAUCAUUCAAAUAUACGCCCCUACUGCUGAUUCAUCUGAAGACGAGAUAGAAGAACUCUACGAGCAAAUUAAUUAUCUCAUGAAACAACUAAAACCUCAUGAAAUCAAUAUGGUGAUAGGAGAUUUCAAUGCAAAAGUUGGAGCAGGAAGAGUAGAUGGAAUAGUUGGGCCUUUCGCUUUGGGUUUGAGAAACGAAAGAGGUGAUCGUUCAUCUGUAAAGUCGGUCUGUACAUAUCCAGGAGCCGAUGUUCCAUCAGACCAUAAUCGUUUAGUAGCUAAAAUAAACAUCAAACUAGCUAGAACUAGAAGAGAACUUCGUCAACCCAAAAUAGAUGUGGAAAAACUAAAUAAUACGGAUAUAAAGAAUCAAUUGGCUACUGAAAUUAACAACCAACUAAGAUCUGUUAUGGAAGAAAGCGAAAAUAUUUGGGAUCAUGUAAAAUUAGUUCUAAAAGACACUUCAAAAAAUAUAUUGGGUCACAAGAAGUACGUCGCAAAACAAAAAUGA